Messenger RNA from Suncus etruscus (white-toothed pygmy shrew), 1465 nucleotides. RefSeq names its product proteasome activator subunit 3 (gene PSME3). Gene Ontology annotation, cellular component: nucleoplasm; cytoplasm; proteasome activator complex. Lineage: Eukaryota; Metazoa; Chordata; Mammalia; Eulipotyphla; Soricidae. Gene Ontology annotation, biological process: regulation of G1/S transition of mitotic cell cycle; regulation of proteasomal protein catabolic process; positive regulation of endopeptidase activity. Gene Ontology annotation, molecular function: endopeptidase activator activity. The coding region runs from base 546 to 1310 and encodes 254 amino acids. The record is from RefSeq and is a predicted model, not a curated record. The transcript has 11 exons.
GAUCCGGUCCUCGGAGCAUCCGCGGCUCUGCAGGUUCCUUCUCGGAAGGCGAAGAAGCCCAAACUAACAGAACCAGGCAGGCAUUUCCCGGAAGCUCUCAGGAGGCCCGCUUCCCAGCCGCGCCGCCUGCGCCGACUUCCGGCCUUAGCUUGACGGGGCAGCGGAAGGAAGCCCGAGAAGCCGGCCCGGGUUUCCCUCGAGUGAGCAGGCGAGCGGCGCCGAGGCUCUCAGGGCGCCUGCGCGUCGCGCGUGCGCCGUGGGGCGCGGCGACUGGCUGUGACGCAACUUCCGGCGCGAGCGGCGGCGAGAGCCGGGAGGGCGAGCGAGCGAGCGGGCCGAGCGAGCAGGCAGCCAGCAGGCAGGCGAGCAGGCGGGCGGACCGUCCACACCCAGGGAAGGCUCCGGACGAGAGCGCGAGCGAGCCGGCGAGGGCGGCCGCGUCCCGGGAGCUGCCGACAUUGCUUCCCCUUCCUCCGGCCCCCUCCCCGGAGCCCACAGCGCCUCCGGUUUCCAGCAGAGCGGACCCGACCCGGCCCGGCCCGGCCAUGGCCUCGUUGCUGAAGGUGGAUCAGGAAGUGAAGCUCAAGGUUGAUUCUUUCAGGGAGCGGAUCACAAGUGAGGCCGAAGAUUUGGUGGCCAAUUUUUUCCCAAAGAAGUUGUUAGAACUUGAUAGCUUUUUGAAGGAACCAAUCCUGAACAUCCAUGACCUAACUCAGAUCCAUUCAGACAUGAAUCUCCCAGUCCCAGACCCCAUUCUUCUCACCAAUAGCCACGAUGGACUUGAUGGGCCCACUUACAAGAAACGAAGGUUGGAUGAGUGUGAAGAGGCCUUCCAAGGAACCAAGGUGUUUGUGAUGCCCAAUGGAAUGCUGAAAAGUAACCAGCAGCUGGUGGACAUUAUUGAGAAAGUAAAACCCGAGAUCCGGCUGCUGAUUGAGAAAUGUAACACGGUAAAAAUGUGGGUACAGCUCCUGAUUCCCAGGAUAGAAGAUGGAAACAACUUUGGGGUAUCCAUUCAGGAGGAGACUGUUGCAGAACUAAGAACUGUUGAGAGUGAAGCUGCAUCUUAUCUGGACCAGAUUUCUAGAUAUUAUAUUACAAGAGCCAAAUUGGUUUCUAAAAUAGCUAAAUAUCCCCAUGUGGAGGACUAUCGUCGCACCGUGACAGAAAUCGAUGAGAAAGAGUAUAUCAGUCUGCGGCUCAUUAUAUCAGAAUUAAGGAAUCAAUAUGUCACUCUACACGAUAUGAUUCUGAAAAAUAUCGAGAAGAUCAAACGGCCCCGGAGCAGCAAUGCAGAGACACUGUACUAGGGCCAGGGCCAGGGGACUCUGUGAGUCUGGCUCAAGACCGAUAUUGCCUUGGUUUGUUACAUGACUAUCGUGAUGGGGAAACUGGCUGGAAAUAGUAAUCACACCUCUCUCUGUUUUUAGUUAGAGUCUAAUGAAACUCUCAUGUAGUUCUGUGA